This is a messenger RNA of Suillus fuscotomentosus, 3701 nucleotides long. Its product is annotated as CHAT domain-containing protein. Gene Ontology annotation, molecular function: protein binding. The record is from RefSeq and is a predicted model, not a curated record. Bases 218 to 3610 code for a protein of 1130 amino acids. NCBI's taxonomy places the organism in Eukaryota, Fungi, Basidiomycota, Agaricomycetes, Boletales, Suillaceae. The transcript is spliced from 5 exons.
CCCAGCGCUUAGUGCAAUCAUACCAGCGUCUAUAUCGUGCCGAACAGCCUUCGACAAUAUGGAAAUACACGUGUAGCAUCACCUGAACCCUCAACCUCCCUCUCAGCUGAACUCUAUCCGCAUACCAUAACCUUACCCCUGUCUGACUUUGUCACUGAUUCCGUCCACACCACUCAGCCCAUCUUCAAUCCUCAUCAAUUUGCUCUAUCGCACCAUCAUGCCCGGUAGCUCAGAAAGCCGAUACAUCAGACUUGAAGUUAUCAGUGGCAAGAAUUUUCAAGUCCCCUCCUGGCGCAUUCCUGCUGGCAUCUACAUAUCCGUCAAUGUCGACUCUCGGAGACGCUGGAAAUCAGCCAUCAGUUUCGUAUCGUCUGAUGAAUCUGUAGUGUGGGGGAAUUCUGUCACUCUAUCAUCACACUCUUCACCUACGUUGUCAGUGGAGAUCAGGGCGUCCUUGGAGCUUGGUCGAAUGCUUGGCAGUGGUGAGGUCGUUGGAAGACUUAGAAUGCCAUGGAACGAGCUACUCAGUCAUCGACAUGAGCCAUUCGAUAUCUCCCUCCCACCCGUGCGCGGUGUCCACCCUUCCCUGAAGCUGAAGGCCACCAUUGUACACGCUUGCAACUAUCAGGACGACGCACUGUUUGAUUCCCUCGUAGACUGCAAGAUUGCGCGAGACACAGAUGCGGGCCAUGCACAAUUUGUCAAAUAUGUGAGACGCAAGACAGUCUCUCACCUGAAACGUGCUGUAGAACAUUUUCAAUCGGUUCUGGACCAGUGUCCGGUCAGCCAUCCAGACCAUGCAACUGCUCUCACCAACCUCGCGUUGGCCCGCCUUCAAGGCUACAUCCAAAAUGAUGUUCAAGACAUCGAUGCCACCACUUCCCUGUUCCGCGAGGCCCUUGCAUUGCGUCCGCAGCCCCAUCCCGAUCAUCCCUUAUCUCUAUUCAAUCUCGCCCUAGCGCUGACUUGGCGCCACUUCAAGAAAGUUACUGCUGCCGACAUAUUCGAAGCCGCCCAACUCUAUCAUGAGCUACUGCCGCUCUGUCCAGAGGGCACUUACCUUCGUAGCAUCGCGGCAGGGAAUUGUGUUGAUUAUGUGAUCAGCGGAUGCAACUAUAUUCCAAUAGACGCAUCCGAUGAAGGCAUCCACCUUCGACGAGUCGUCCUCGAGCUCUGUCCUCUGGGCCAUCGACUGCGUCACAGAGCCCUCGACGAGCUUGCACAAGCACUUAACACAUGCUUUGAUCAGCACGGCAGCAUCGAUGAUCUUGACAUGAGCAUACAACUUGGUCGUGAAGUCGUGUCUCUGUGCGCCGAGGGACAUGCUGGCCGUGAUACCUACCUGAACAACUUCGCUGACUCACUCACGUUGCGCUUCCAACACCAAGGCAACCCUGAUGACCUCGAUGAGGCCAUCUCUUUGCACGAAGAAGCACUGCGCCUGCGCCCUGUCGGGCAUGAAUAUCGUAAUCACUCAUUGGACAACCUAGGGAGCGUCCUCGUCGACCGUUUCAACAAACGCGGCGACAUUGAUGACAUCACCCGAGCUAUCAGCCUCCGUCGCGAAGCACUGAUGUUGUGCCCACCUGGGCAUCCACGUCGUGAAACCACGCUUAACAACCUUGCCCUCGCGCUCAAAACCAGAUGUAACGAAUCACAUGUUAGCGAGGAUCUGAACGAGGCCAUCGAUUUGUAUCGCGAAUCCCUUCAGUUAAAGCAGCUUGACCAUCCAGAGCGCCAUAGAAAUCUUUUCAAUUUGAGCUCGGCGCUCUGCUCUCGUUUCACGGAAACUCAGAAGAACGAAGAUGUCGAGGAGGCCAUUACCCUUUGCCAACAAUCAUUGGCGGCUGUGUCUUCACUGCACCCGGACAGGUGUCUCAGCUACAGGUGGCUGCAGGAAGCCUAUUUGUCUCGUUACCGAAUUCUACACCAACUUGCUGAUUUGACACUCGCUGUAGAGAACUUCAGACUAGCAUCAGGACAUGCCACACAAGGCUUUCCGGACCGUAUCAAGGCAGUUUGGUACUGGGUUGCUGCAGCAGAGGCGUAUAACCAUGCAUCUGGACUGGAGGCCUACACAACAUUUUUCAACCUUUUUGACGGUUACUUGGCAACGCGAUCAUCGACAAUUUCACGACGCGAAGCUGCUGCUGCCUUCUGUUAUGCCAGAUCGCUGCCAGUAGAUGCAGCCUCAUGUGCUAUACGUCAUGUCAAUCUACAACGAGCAGUUGAGCUCGUGGAGCAGGGCCGUGGCCAGCAAUGGUCGCUGGCAUCGCGACUCAGGACUCCAGUUGAAGACCUCGAGUCAGCAAAUCCAACACUGGCGUGCAACUAUCUGGAGUCGAGCAAACUCAUUUCUAAUGCAGCCCAGAGUUCUGCAACCAUCACCGAUAGAGCUGCUGCUGAUCGGGCAGCAACAGAGUAUAGGACACUUACAAGGCAAUGGGAAGACGUGGUAGCUGAAAUACGCGAUCUUCCGGCAUUCUCGCGGUUUCUACUUCCACCUUCGUAUGAAGACUUGCAAGCGGCAGCGCGCCAGGGCCCGGUCAUCAUCCUCAUCGCGAGUCAAUACUCAUGCAGCGCCAUCAUCGUCACGACGUCAGGAGACCCUCAUUAUGUUCCUUUGCCGUCUAUCGCUUUCGCAGAUCUCAAGAUUCUCAAGGAUCGCUUCGCCAGGGAAAUACGAGAUUCAUCUCAGAUGAACCCACGGGAGUCGAGGACGGAUCUCAUAGUGCUCUCGCGGAUAAUAUGGGACCAGAUCAUGCUACCCAUCGUCGACGUACUCGAGCACGUCCUCAAACUACAGCGCCGCUCUCGAAUCUGGCUGUGUCCCACUGCGGCUUUCACGUCCAUUCCUCUCCAUGCAGCUCACCCGUUUCAAACAAAAGCGGAUCGUUCUGGAAAGGAGCCAUGCCUCGAAGAUAUCUACAUCUGCUCUUACACGCCGACACUUUCUGCUCUGAUCAGAUCUAGACAGUUGAUGAAGAAGCGCAGUGUGCUGCCGUCCUUUGUGGCGAUCGGACAGGGUCAACCGGGUGCAGGGAAAGGCAAGGCGCUGUUGGCCGUCGACAGCGAGCUCGAGCUUGUCCAUAAGCUCGUCCCUGCCACGGCCAACCGCACCACUAUUUCUGGCGACGAAGCCACACGAGCAGGUGCACUCGAAGCAUUGCAGCAGAACACCUGGGUCCACCUUGCUUGUCAUGGCAAGCAGGACCCUAAACAGCCUUACGAUUCGCAUUUUGUCAUGAGAGACGAACAUCUGACGCUGCUCGAUAUCAUGGAGAGACAUAUUCCGCAGGCCGAGUUCGCGUUCUUAUCGGCUUGUCACACUGCUGUAGGCGAUGAGGAGACGCCCGACGAAGUGAUCCACCUCGCAGCUGGUCUCCAGUUUUCAGGGUUCAAGAGCGUCAUUGGCACGCUGUGGGAGGUCGACGAUUCUGUCGCAAAACACGUCGUCGAAGCUUUUUACGGGUAUAUGUUUGGAGAUUUGAAAAAGGGUGGCGUCAUGGACUGUACGAGGGCGGCCUGGGCGCUCAACUGUGCUACGCACGCGGUGAAGACGAAAGUGCCGCUCGAGCAGAGGAUGGUUUUUGUUCAUAUUGGUGUGUAGUCCUACGUCGUAUUGCUGUCGUCUGGUAUAUAUUCACAUAUUGUUUAUCUGCUAUCCUCUUUUAUUAUGUUGUACAAAUGACCCUGAUACA